AUGAGGACCUUUGCUCUCGCUGCUUCGCUUCUGGCCCUCCUUUCCGUCCGGCAAGCAGCCGCUAUCUCGCUGCUCUCUGACCCGAACCCGUCGCCUCCAGCGUGCGGUCUGUCUUGCACGAUGCACUACGUGCUCGAAUCCUCCUCCUGUUCCCUCACAAACAUCAGCUGCAUCUGCGACGACGGGCCACUCAACGACCUGGUCACGCUCUGCGUGACGCAGAACUGCACUGUUCACGAGCAGCUUCAGAUGAAAAACUACUCGAUGACCAGCUGCGGCUAUCAGACACGAGACCGCUCCACGCUCAUCUGGCUCAUACCCGCCAUCUUCGGUCCGGCGGCCGUCAUCGCGUUUGGCUGCCGCAUCAUGGCCCGGGUCCUCGUCAGCUUUGAGACCUGGGGAUGGGACGAUACGAUCAUGGUCGUCACAAUGGUGCGCGUCCACACUGCCCGUUCACACGUCUGCUUCGUCGCUGCUGACACGCGAGCCUGCCAGUUCCUUGUGAUCCCGCUGCAGAUCUUCAGUGGUCCCCUUUCCCAGCUCGGCCUCGGGCGCGACAUCUGGACCAUCACGCCGAAAAACAUCACCGGCAUUCUCUAUUUGUACUAUUGGGACGAGCUCCUCUACCUGGCCGCUCUUCCCAUGACAAAGAUCUCCAUCCUCUUAUUCUACCGCCGGAUCUUUCCCAGCCCGUUCUUCCGCCGCGCCGUCUGGCUUCUCAUCGGCUGCAACGUCGGCUACCUGAUCGCGUUCAACAUCGUCUCGGUCUACCAGUGCAGCCCGCUGGAAGGUGCCUGGAAGGCCUGGGACGGCACCGUCCAGGCGCACUGCCGCGACAUCAACGCCCAGAGCUGGGCUGCUGCCAUCAUCAACAUCGCCCUCGACCUGGCCACCAUCAUCCUGCCGCUGCCGGAGCUGUCCAAGAUACGGCUCUCGAUCGCGAAGAAGUUCCAGGUGCUGCUCAUGUUUAGCCUCGGCUUUUUUGUCACGAUUGUCAGCGCCAUCCGGCUCUCGUCGCUCCAACAGUACGGGACGACCACCAACUUCACCCAGGACUAUACGGAAAUCGGGUACUGGAGCACAAUCGAGGUGGCAGUCGGCGUGGUAUGCGCAUGUCUCCCGGCUGUCCGGGCUCUCUUUGGACACAUCCUCCCCGGCGUCUUUGGCACCACCGUCAGAGACAAAUCAGAGUAUAUACAGCAGCGAGACGUGUUCUCGACACAGCGCUCCCGUCAGGCAGACAUAGUGGUCAAACAGCAGUGGACUGUUUCGUCUAGAAGCCGGGAAGAGUCAUCAGUUAUCGAGCUCGAUGUGAUGCCAUCGCUGGACGAUCAGGGCGAGGACAGUCACGUAGGAGAGAAGAAGGCCACAAUACCACGUGAAUCGGUCUGA
This is a messenger RNA of Grosmannia clavigera kw1407, 1392 nucleotides long. Its product is annotated as cfem domain containing protein. The transcript has 7 exons. The record is from RefSeq and is a predicted model, not a curated record. NCBI's taxonomy places the organism in Eukaryota, Fungi, Ascomycota, Sordariomycetes, Ophiostomatales, Ophiostomataceae. Bases 1 to 1392 code for a protein of 463 amino acids.